GUCUCUCUCAAAAGUCUACUCUAUAAAUGAAACCAUUUCUAUCAGACAGAAAAUCACCAAGUCACAAGAAACCCAACGAGUCAGUCAUCAAGAGAAAGGAUCCCAAAAGAUGGCCAAGUCAAUGAACCUUCUGAUCGCAGCUCUUUCCAUCAUCGCCUUCUCUCCUCUUUGUUUGUGUUCCAAAGCCUACGGAAGUGGCGGCUAUCUCUUCCCUCAGUUCUACGACCACUCGUGUCCUAAAGCUCAAGAGAUUGUUCAGUCCAUUGUGGCUAAAGCAUUCUCACACGACCCUCGCAUGCCUGCCUCCUUGCUCAGACUCCAUUUCCACGAUUGUUUUGUCAAGGGAUGUGAUGCAUCGAUACUGUUGGACAGCAGUGGAAGCAUAAUCAGCGAGAAACGAUCAAACCCUAACCGAAACUCAGCCCGUGGUUUCGAACUCAUCGAAGAAAUCAAAGCAGCCUUAGAACAAGAGUGUCCUGAAACAGUUUCUUGCGCCGAUAUCUUGGCUCUAGCCGCUAGAGACUCAACGGUCAUUACGGGUGGGCCGAGCUGGGAAGUACCUCUAGGAAGAAGAGACGCAAGAGGAGCGAGCUUGAGUGGUUCCAACAAUGACAUUCCAGCUCCUAACAACACGUUCCAAACCAUCCUCACUAAGUUCAAGCGUCAGGGCCUCAACCUUGUCGAUCUUGUCUCCCUCUCUGGAAGUCACACCAUCGGAAACUCGAGGUGCACAAGCUUCCGGCAGAGGUUAUACAACCAGUCCGGGAACGGCAAGCCCGAUCUAACCCUUAACCAAUACUACGCCUCCGUGUUACGUCGACAGUGUCCUAGAUCCGGUGGUGACCAGAACCUCUUCUUCCUUGACUUGGCGACGCCGUUCAAGUUUGACAACCACUACUUCAAGAACCUGAUCAUGUACAAAGGGCUAUUGAGCUCCGACGAGAUUCUGUUCACGAAGAACAGAGAGUCCAAGGAGCUCGUGAAGCUGUACGCUGAGAAUCAAGAGGCCUUCUUCCAGCAGUUUGCGAAAUCGAUGGUGAAGAUGGGGAAUAUCUCUCCUUUGACGGGCGUGAGGGGAGAGAUCCGGCGAAUCUGUCGGAGGGUUAACCAUGCCUAUUGAUAAAAUCUCUCAUAUAUGAAUGAAUGAGUGCAACAAAAGAAAAUGGUUUUAAUGCAUUUGGUUCCUGCAUGGACGAUGUGUCAUUGGUGUGUGAUUUGAGUUUUUGGUUUAUGUAGACUUUGAUGAUUUCUUUUGGCUUUCCUUGUAUUAAAAUGUGUAUCUGGUGUUUGAAUAUUUAUGGAUACUAUAGUAUAUAAUUCUACUUAAAGUGUAUUUGCUAAUGGAUAUUUGGAAGUAUUGGGCCUUGUGACAAUUUUAGAAUUCUCAAAUUGGAUUCGGGAACUUGGGUCUUAGCUCAAAAGAGAACACAGACGGUUGAAACGGUGCCGUGUUCAAAGCACACACAAACUCCGAGUCGGAGGAGAUGGGACUACUGGCGGACGGCGAAUCUUUCAUCAGCUGUCCUUUCGCUUCUUCUACGCGCCACAGUGACUGUUUCGAUUGCCAAUCGCGAUUUGGUCGGAUUGAUUGACUUCGAUUGCAUCUUCUAAGGAUUCAUUUAUGGCGGCGCCGUGGCAGUGGGAAAACGCCACCGCCGGCGCCGUCGCUGGAUUCGCCACUGUCGCCGCUAUGCACCCUCUUGAUGUUGUCCGUACGAGAUUCCAAGUGAGCGACGGUAGAGGGUCAAGUCUCCCGACGUACAAGAACACAGCUCACGCUGUCUUCACCAUUGCCCGGCUCGAGGGCUUGAGAGGACUUUAUGCAGGUUUCUUCCCUGCUGUAAUCGGUUCUACUGUUUCAUGGGGCUUAUACUUCUUUUUUUAUGGAAGAGCAAAACAGAGAUAUGGUAGAGGCAGGGACGAUGAGAAACUCAGCCCUGGUCUUCACCUUGCUUCUGCUGCUGAAGCAGGAGCCUUGGUCUGUCUAUGCACAAAUCCGAUUUGGCUUGUCAAAACAAGAUUACAGCUACAAACACCUCUUCAUCAAACCCGAAGAUACUCGGGGCUUCUAGAUGCAUUUAGAACCAUAAUGAAAGAGGAAGGGCCCAGGGCGCUCUACAAGGGUAUAGUCCCUGGUCUUGUUCUGGUUUCCCAUGGUGCUAUUCAGUUCACAGCGUAUGAGGAACUCCGUAAAGUCAUUGUGGAAUUGAAAGAAAGGAGAAGAGAAUCCGAAUCGGCUGAUAAUUUAUUGAACUCGGCAGAUUAUGCAGCACUUGGCGGCUCCUCAAAAGUCGCAGCAGUUCUUCUGACAUAUCCAUUUCAGGUUAUUCGAGCACGAUUACAGCAACGGCCUAGCACUAACGGGAUUCCGAGAUACAUAGACAGCUUGCAUGUCAUGAGAGAAACCGCAAGAUUCGAGGGUCUCAGAGGUUUCUACAGAGGACUAACCGCUAAUCUACUGAAAAAUGUGCCUGCUUCUUCCAUCACAUUCAUCGUCUUUGAAAACGUCCUCAAAUUUCUAAAACAACCUCCAACGACAGAGUAGAUCUCUCUCUUUUUUUUUUUUUUUUUUUUUUUUUUUUAUUUAACUUGUACACAUAGAAGGUAGUUUGUUUCAGUUUAUUGGAAACGCUACAGAAAUCUGUUGUUAGUGUUUUUAUAGUAUUGGGUCAUACAAGUUUCCACGAGUGAGAGAGGCUCACAAAUUAGAGAAAAUACGUUUCCAUAUCAGCUAAUUAAAAUUGUCUCCGUACAUUUUGAGGUGACAAAAUAUAUAUAUACUGAUGAAUAUAUUACGUUUUUGAUAUUGUCUAAA
Thlaspi arvense is the source of this 2815-nucleotide messenger RNA. Lineage: Eukaryota; Viridiplantae; Streptophyta; Magnoliopsida; Brassicales; Brassicaceae. The record is from the annotation of a GenBank genome assembly.